Molecule: messenger RNA, 969 nt
Organism: Diuraphis noxia (Russian wheat aphid)
Lineage: Eukaryota; Metazoa; Arthropoda; Insecta; Hemiptera; Aphididae
Product: zinc finger MYM-type protein 1-like
Source: RefSeq, a predicted model, not a curated record
CCUUUUCAAAAGUUGGUUUUAGAGCUUGGUACCGUGCUAAUGAUGCAUUUAAAAAGCAUCAAUACUCUCAAAACCAYACAAAUAGUUCAACUGCCUUAUCCAACUAUUUAACAUUGAAAUCAAUUGAUUGUCAACUUGAUAUGGCUCGUCAAGCAGCUAUCAGUAAAAAAGAAGAAGAACGCCUUGAAAAUAGAAAAGUUAUGUAUCGUCUGAUUGAUAUUGUAAUUUGUUUAGUGAAGAGUGGUCGACCUCUUCGAGGACAUGAUGAAAGUGAAAAUAGUAAUAACCAAGGACUUUUUAGAGAACUUUUGAACUUACUAUCAAAAUAUGAUAAUCUUCUUCGGUGUCAUUUUGAACAUGGUGCAAGGAAUUCAUUAUACAGAACUGAUGAAACAAGUGAUGUAGGACAUUCCGAACAACUGUCUAUCGUUAUUAGGUAUUUUGAUGGUGAGCAAAAUAGACCAAUUGAAACAUUAGUAGCUUUAAGGUGUAUGACAUCUGUUACUGCACAAUCUAUAUUCAAUUCAAUUGAUAAUGCUAUAAGAGAAAUGGGAAAAUGUUGGACUUCAGUGUUAGCUGUGUGUUUUGAUGGCGCAUCGGCAAUGUCUGGCAGUAUAGGUGGUGUUCAAGCCAAAUGUAAGGAACAGAAUUCAAGCAUAAAAUAUGUGCACUGUUAUGCUMAUUGCUUGAAUCUAGCAUUAGUAGAUUCGGUAUGUGAAAAAUCAACUUCCAAGCAAAUAAAAAAAAAUAGAUUAGUUUUUAACUUUUUUGGAACCAUUCAAUUCAUUUAUAACUUCAUUGAAGGCAGCCCAAUGCGACAUGCAACUCUUAUAAAAAUUGCUCAAAAAACUAAUGUUAAGCUGAUGACAAUUAAAUCAUGUUCUACUACACGUUGGGCAUGUAGAGCUGAAGCAGUCAAGGCUAUAUUAAACAAUUAUGACUGUCUACUUCUUGCAAUUGAAGAAAUUU